Podarcis lilfordi (Lilford's wall lizard) is the source of this 11142-nucleotide messenger RNA. The record is from the annotation of a GenBank genome assembly. Lineage: Eukaryota; Metazoa; Chordata; Lepidosauria; Squamata; Lacertidae.
AUGCAACUUUUCAACUCUCUCAGUGUAACCAACAGAAUGUAGCUGCACUUAGCUUGUCUGGAUCAUAGGAUUUAAAAUUAGUUUUGAAAAAUCUGACCCCAUUGGAGCUCUUUUUCUUGAUGCUUUGGUAAUUUGAAAGAAAGUUGGUAAAAGGCUGCCUUGUUGGAACAUCAGGGAUGAAAGAAACUAUGAAGUUGGAAACAUCUCUUGAAUAAAGGCUGUCUCUAGUCAUUUGCUUUCCAAAUAUGGUAUGAAUUAUCCAGGAGCUGUAUAACCAAACCUGAUGAUAAAGGCAGCAGUGAUGUAUGGUGAACCUAUAAACAUGAUUUUAUACCUGCUAAUUUUCAGCAAUUAGUAACAAAUGGGUUUCUGACUUGAUAAGAGCAAAAUGCCUGGAUGUUGUCAUCUGAAACUGCUAUGCAAGAGAAUUACUGUAUUUUUUGCACCAUAACACUCACUUUUUUCCUCCUAAAAAGUAAGGGGAAAUGUCUGUGCAUGUUAUGGAGGGAAUGCCUAUGGGUGGCAUGCCUACGGAUUUUCCUCCUCUAAAAACUACGUGUGUGUUAUGGUCGGGUGCGUGUUAUAGAGCGAAAAAUACGGUAUAUUGUGUCUGUUAUUUCCUGCAGUUAGGAACAUCACAUGUAAAACAGCUUCCAAAGUACCGUUAGUCUGUACCUUCCUAUUUCUAUGUUUUAUUUAACUGAAUUUUAUCUUUAUUGUUUGCUUAGCAAGUAUAUGAUAGCUUGCAGAGCAAAGGAAGGCUGGCGUACAGUUAUAACAUCAAUCAUAAAAUACCAUAAAAGCAAAAGAGAAACCAUCACAAAACCAAAACAUAAGCCAUCAUAAAACAAGGAUCAAAAUACAAUAGCUAAAAACAAAAUGUAGCCCCUUUAAAAUGACUUGGCAAACAAGAAAGACUUGACCAGCUUUCAAAAAUAUUGUAAUGUCAAUGCCAGUCAAGUCUAUCUAAGGAGGGUUUUCCAAAAUUAGAGUGCCACCAGGAAAUGGCUGUCUCCUUCCUGCAAGUAUAACGCAAUACACAAAGAGACAGCACUUGGAGAAGGGCCUUAGUUGAAGAUCUUAAAUGCAUGAGCAGGACAGGACAGUACAGUGGUACCUCGGGUUAAGUACUUAAUUGAUUCCGGAGGUCCGUUCUUAACCUGAAGCACCACUUUAGCUAAUGGGGCUUCCCACUGCUGCUGCGCCUCUGGAGCACGAUUUCUGUUCUUAUCCUGAAGCACUAUUUCUGGGUUAGCGGAGUCUGUAACCUGAAACGUAUGUAACCUGAAGCAUAUGUAACCUGAGGUACCACUGUAUAGGAAGAAGCACUCCUUCAGGAUAUUAACGGUAAGGACAAAAAAAGCUCCUUGAUUAAUAAGCCCAAACCCAAGAAGGGCACCCUAUUAUUGUAAUGUUGACUUGAUAAGAUCACAGUCCUUAUGUGUAUGUGACUUGCAGCUUUUUCUUCAUUGAGGUAAUCAGUAUAACCUAUUAAAUGCCUUUUUCAUCCUCCCUAAUUUUCCUGCAGAGGUGAACAAACUGAAGGUGUAUUAAAGUAUCAUACUAGGGUUGAAUGUAUUUACAGUAGGGCCUUGAAGUAGCCUGCCAACACCCAGACAUCUUCCUCAUCAUUUAAAGUCUCCUUGCAUAUAUUCCUACAUUUCGGGUGGUGCUGGUCAUUCCAGAAUGACAUGUGACUCCUUUAUAAAACAUCACCAGAAUAGAACUUAUUUGCAUAUUUAUCCAUAUAAAACUGUAUAAGAAGUUUUCUUUCAUAAGGAAAUGUGAUGGCAGCAUCUUACUUUAUUUUCCUCAGAAGCCUAUUAAAAUUCAAUGAAUGGCACAAGAAUUACAGUAGGAAGUGCCCACCUGAGAGGAGCCGGAACUGAGUUUCUGUGAUGAAGAAACUCCCUGCCUGUGGUGAUGUUUUUCUGGGUGCUGUCUCCCUCCAUGCCCCCUACUUCCAUUUUGUUUCCAUCAGCCCAAAGGAAAGGCUGCAGUCUGCCUUUCCCCACAACCAACUGCUGAAGGCACAUUUAUGGUAUUUCUAUUUUUACAAUUAAAACGGCUCUUUUGCACAGAAAUGCAUUCGCACAAAAGAGCAGUGUUAAAAAUCAAGUUUCCCUUGCAGGUGGUAGCAAGUCCAUUGUACAGUGUCAGAACAUCUGCUUGGGAUGUCUAAGACUCAGAUUCAGUCCCUAGCAUCUCCAGGUAGGGCUGGGAAAGCUUCCUGUCUAAAACUCUACACUGUCAAUCAGUUUAGUACAAAGCUGAGCUGGAUGGCCCAAUGCUUUGACACAGAUAAAGUAGCUUCCUCUGCUCCUGUGACUGAUCUGCUUUCUCCAAGAGCUAUUGCUGGAAGAAUCCACUGUGGUCUGCCUGGUAACCCAUUCCUAUGCUGGCCAUUGAAGUUUGUCUACUUUGUACCAACCGCUUACAAAGGCAAAGUCCAGACUGGUUGUAGAUACUGUCAAGAGCUUUGCCUGUUUGCACCCCAUUAAGACUGUUUAACAAUCUUGACUGUGCCAAAUUACAGAAACUGCUGCACUAAGUGUGUCUGUUUCAUAUUGAUGAUGAGGAUGGACAGACUCAGUAGGUUUUCAGAAUUCAUAUAAGCUUGUAAAACUCCUUUGGACCAAAGAUUUAAUUAUGAACAAACAGUCUGAGCUUGUAUCAGAUACAGCAAUAGUAAUCAGUGGUUAAAGGGCUAGACUAGCGCCUUGGGAGACCUGGGUUCAAAUCCCCACCCCGUCAUGGAAUGCACUGGGUGGCCUUGGGCAAGUUACUGCCUCUCAACCUAACCUACUUACCUCACUGGGUUCUUGCGAGGAAAAAAAUUGAGGAAGGAAUUUGUUUCAUUAGUAUUAUCUGACAAGAUUUACAAACCAACCUCAACUGAUGAAAACCUCUAAGCAGUUUCCAACACCUUCGAGGAAAUAAACAAUGAAAACUUAGAAAAGUGGGAUGGGAGGGCAAACAGAAUGGAGUAUCCUGGGAAAGGUCGUGGCUGGCUGGCACGUCGGAGCAGAGCGCUCGACACACUACACCGUUUCGUCGCCAGCCUGGCCCCGCUUGCAAAGCAGAAGUGCCUUCGGCUCCCCCCCCCCCCCCAAGAAGUGCUGAGCUAAGCGGAAGGGAGGAAGAAGUGCGAAGCUCAGCAGUUCCUGUUUGCACGGCGGCCGCAGCCGGGCGAUCGAAGGGGAGGGGGCCGGGGGCGGAGCUUCUGCUCUUGGCUCGGCUCUUCUCUCCACGUGACCCACCGCCGUUCACAUGACCGCCUAGGCUCAACGAGGAGGCGGGUCAGGAGUAAACUGGAGAAGUCGGGGCUGUAGCGGAACGGUAAGUGGGAGGAAAUAUGCCCGGCGUUCGGUGUGGGCAGCGAUCCAGGAUGCGGAUCCGGGGUGUUGCCUGUUCCUGCAUGUGUGGACGCGCUGAAUGACGUGUCGAGGCGUGUUCCGCACCGGAAGAUCGGUACCUGUUGCAGGACCUGGGUCUCUUGCCGGACGCGGCUGCCUUGCGUGGCUGGUACAGAGGGGUCCUUUUGCGUGUGUUUGUCUGUCUGUCUGUCUCCCUCCUCGUCGUCUCUUCUCCAUCUAGUGCUCUAAAAUAAAGUUCCCUUUCCCGCGGUUUGGUCUCUGAUCUCUGAGCCCAUGGCAUGCAGGUAGGAGUUAAAGGUUACUUCCCUCCUGCAGUGGCUUCCGCUAUGCCUCCUAGCAACAUUCCUUUUAAACUGCUCAUCCGCCUCGCGAUCGGGGGGGGGGGGGGUGAAGAGAGAAAGGGGAAAGAGGGCUUUCUAAGUUUGACACGCUUACACGUAACCUGGGUUGAUGGCUAUGAAUCAGGAACUAAGACUUGGCCGUGUUUCUGAUCAAUCGAUAUAAUGUGGGGGACAGAUAUGCACUCUUCCCUAGGUGUUGUUAGCUGCUUUUGUGUUAGUGGAUCUAAAAGUGCCCGUGCAACCUGUUGCUUACUGCCUUCUGCUCAGUGCACUAGAGGGUAUAUGAAUGUGUGUGUGUUAUAUAAACACACAACAUCAGGUGGGAAUUGUACUGGGAAAAUAUCCAGGUCCGGGUCUUUGCUCAUGGUGCCUACUGUUCACGCUGGGUAUGUUCUAUCUCCACGGUUGGAGGCCUAUGCCUCUGAAUACCAGUUGCUGAGAAUCACAAGUAGGGAGGGUGCUUUUGUACUUGGGUUUGGCUUUCAGGCUUCCCACUGGCAUCCAGUUAGCCACUGUGAAAACAGGAUGGCCUGAUUUAGCAGGCUCUUUAUAAAAGUUUGGAACACCUUUGUUUCACUUGCCCUUCUCAUUGGGUUAUUUGGAGAUCCUUUCAUCAUCUAGCAAACCACUUUUCCCUUUCAGAUCACCCCUCUGGUGCUAUUUAUUAUGUUUUUAUAUAUGCUGGAUGCCGCCCAGAGUGAGUGGGGCAACCCAGUCAAAUGGGCGAGGUACAAACAAAUAAUAAUUGCUAUUGUUAUUGUUGUUUCAAAACUACUUCUUCUGCAAAGCUUUUCUUGGACCAUCACAGUCUAUGCCCGAUGGGAUUUUUUUUACCAGUGAAUUUUGCAUGAACAUUGUUUCUUUCAUGCCCUCUUCUGCCUCCACUUCUCUUCUGUUGAUCUAAUCUACUCAACACUCGACAUAGUACACAAAUGAAUCUGAAAAGAGCAAACCCUGUGCGCUGGCUUACAACCCACCCAACUUGUGCCAAAUGUGUAUGUUACAGUAGCAGGGGAGAAACACAGGAGGAGGAGAGGCAGAAAUCGGAGCUAAAAGAUGAGUGUAGAUGUUGUAGAAACACUUGGCAACAAGGAAGAAGUGCAGGUGUCUGAGGCAUCACAGGACUAGAGUCUAGACUUCAGAGGAAAAGGGGAGGAAGUGAGUGGAGUGAGGCAUGAAAUGGAAUAACCCAAGGCUUUGAUGAAAGAAGAGCUUCAGCUGAGUAGAUUCAUCCACUGCUGCUCUUGCAGUACAUGCUAUGCUGUCAUGUGUACUUUUUAAAAAAAAUAAUAUUUAUUGAAUUUUAAAGAGUUACAAAAAGAAAAAAUUAAAAAACAGCAUAUUUAAGAAAUAUAAAACAUCACAUCACAAUAAUAAAAAAGAAACAAGAAAAGAAAGAAAAAAAAGAAAAAAUACAAUGAAUCUUCCCAUAACUUAUCUUUCAUUUGCUUAUUUCCUUGACCUCCUCACACCUCCUUUUUUUGUAUUCUAGUUCAAUUAGCUAUUUCAGCAAAUCCUUUCCAUCUUUCCCAGUUUUUGUCCUCUAUUUUAUUUUAAUAUAAUGUAACUUUACUUUCCCUCCUUCACCAUUUAGCAAUCUAUUUUUUCUUAAUGCUUUAUAGCAUUUCUGCUAAAACCGCAUUAUUUCAUUCCAACAUCCUUCUAACAUUCCUUAAUUUUACAAUGUUUCUGUAAAUAAACUUUAAAUUUCUUCCAAUCUUCUUCCACCAACUCUUCUCCCUGGUCUCGGAUUCUGCCAGUCAUUUCCGCCAGUUCCAUGUAGUCCAUCACCUUCAUCUGCCAUUCUUCCCGGGUGGGUAGAUCUUGUGUCUUCCAAUACUUCGCGAUGAGUAUUCUUGCUGCUGUUGUGGCAUGCAUAAAAAAAGUUCUAUCCUUUUUUGGCACCAAUUGGCCGACCAUGCCCAGGAGAAAGGCUUCUGGUUUCUUCAGAAAGGUAUAUUUAAAUACCUUUUUCAUUUCAUUAUAAAUCAUCUCCCAGAAUGUCUUAAUCCUUGGGCACGUCCACCAAAGGUGAAAAAAUGUGCCUUCAGUCUCUUUACAUUUCCAACAUUUAUUAUCGGGCAAAUGAUAUAUUUUUGCAAGCUUGACUGGUGUCAUGUACCACCUGUAAAUCAUUUUCAUUAUAUUCUCUCUUAAGGUGUUACAUGCCGUAAACUUCAUACCUGUGGUCCAUAACUGUUCCCAGUCAGCCAUCAUAAUAUUAUGUCCUACAUCUUGGGCCCAUUUAAUCAUAGUUGAUUUCACCGUUUCAUCCUGAGUAUUCCAUUUCAACAGCAAGUUAUACAUUCUUGACAAGUUCUUUGUUUUGGGAUCUAACAGUUCUGUUUCCAAUUUUGAUUUUUCCACCUGGAAGCCAAUUUUUUUAUCCAAAUUGUACGCCUCCAUUAUUUGGUAAUAAUGGAGCCAAUCUCGCACUCUAUUUUUUAGUUUUUCAAAACUCUGCAAUUUUAAUCUGUCUUAUGCUGUCAUGUGUACUGGCAAUGGCAGCUCUGCAGGAUCUGGACCAGAGGUUUGUCCAUCCCUGUUACUUGAGUGCCGUUACUGGAGAUGCUGGGGUUGAACCAGGGACCUUUUGCAUAUAUUUCCUCAGCCAGUGAGCUACAGCCCCUCACAGUGUACUGUUGUUGACCUGCAGGAGAGAAACCACUUUUGUGUCUGAUCCUUCAGGAUCACUGUUCCAAGCUGAUCUCGUUUGCCCUCCUUAGACUCUGUAUAAGCUGCAUUUUCUUUCCUAAAAAUACCCUUAUUACUGUUUUUACCUGGGAGCAGUUUUAGGCUAGCAGGCCAAAUGCAUCCAAGCAGAAUAAGUGCUGUUGGCUUUAGGAGGGAAUGGUAGGUGGUGAUGCUCCUGAUAGCUUGCCACCUACUAGCAAUCAGUUAAUCAAACCUUUCUUUCAAAUUUGCAGGUUAGCAUGAAACUCAUCAUUCUAGAGAACUAUGCUCAAGCCAGUGAAUGGGCAGCAAAGUACAUUAGGAAUCGGAUCAUCCAGUUUAGUCCUGGUCCAAGCAAAUAUUUCACCCUUGGACUUCCCACUGGUAAGUGACAAGCCUGGCUUUGUGAUGGAAGGGCUCUUACCUCAGUUUUCCACCCCUAAUUUACUUUGCUAUUAGUCAGCUGGAGGACUCAGCCUAUAUAAUAGACAUUCUUCUUUAUAUAGGGUAUUUGCCAUUCUUUAUGAGAAGUGACUAUUCUGAGGGCAUCUCUAUUUUGGGAAACUACUUUUAAAUCAAGAUCCAUGGAAACUUCUUUUUUAAACACUUUUCAGUUGUGCGACUGCUCCACUACCCUCACAUGCUACACAUAUUAUUCCCAGUUUUACAUACCCCCAAAUCAGCCUCAAAAUCCUAUGGGCUAUGUAGAACUGGAAGAUGGGGUGCAAUGAUGGUGGGGGAUAGCAUCUUCCUUGGAAUGUACAGACUAUGGACUCUGUUAGAUCAUGUGAUGAGGAUUCUGUCACUUAAUUGGCUUAUUUGUGUUGCGUCAUACACCGUCCCCAAAUUCCUGAUUCGUGUACUACCCCACUGUAUAUGCACAGAUUGAAAUCAUUUUCUCUUCCAGUACUAUUGACAGAAAACACUUUCAAGAAAAUGUGUUUUGGAGCUGGGGUGCCAAUAUGGUCUUGGAGACCUUGAUGGAAGUACUGAUUAGAAUGAAUCAGGUGGAGCUAGAACUGAGCAGCCUCACAGGCAUCUGAGCUGCUGUUCUGUAGUAGCACACACAGUGAUUUCUAGUCAAAUGCAUGCUGCUUACCAUUUCUGUGGUCCAGAUUUAGAUCUCCCUGACUGUGCAAGGGUGUUUUUGGUUUUUUUUAAUCUCCAGGAAGUACUCCGUUAGGAUGCUACAAAAAACUGAUAGAAUAUUGCAAGAAUGGAGAUCUUUCUUUCAAGUAUGUGAAAACUUUCAAUAUGGAUGAGUAUGUGGGUGAGUCACUUUUUUGUUGAGAACUGCAGGGGGGAGAAAUAAUUGCUAUUCUUUGCCCACAGCAUUUAUUUACUGUGAUCAACUCAAUAAGGGUUUAUUUCUAUACAGUACUGCAGUGAUUCAGGAACCGAGCUUAUGAACCAGGAAAUGGCUGGUUCGCAUCUCGCCACUUAGCAGCAAGUCACUCUCUCCCAGCCUUUUCCCCCUAUCUGCAAUAUGAGGACAAUAAUAACAGCCCACCUUGCAAGGAUGGUUGUGAGGAUUACUGAGAUAAUGUAUGAAUGCUGAAAACCUAAGAACUGUCUUUCAGAAAUGAAGAGUGGACUAUCAAAUAGCAUACUCUAGUAGCAAAGAAUGAAGCACAGCAAAACAGGGGAGGGCAGACUUUGGGCUUGCAGGAUCUGUUUUGUUGUUGUUGUUUUACUAAAACCUCAAGAUCCACCAAUCUGAGCUACUGUAGGUGUAAAAGACAUACAGUGGUACCUCUGGUUACGAACGCUUCAGGUUAUGAGCUCCGCUAACCCAGAAGUAGCUGUUCCUGGUUGCAAACUUUGCCCCAGGAAGCGAACGGAAAUCCCGCACCAGAGGCACACGUGCAGUGAGAGGCCCUAUUAGCGAAAGCAUGCCUCAGGAUAAGAACAGUUUCAGCUUAAGAACUGACCUCCGGAACAAAUUGUUCGUAACCAGAGGUACCACUGUAAAGUUCCAUACAUACAUGUCCAAUUAAAGAUCCAGGUGCCUCUGAGUAGCUACUGAGCAAAGGGCUUUGUUUCUAGUACCAGGGCUCAUGGUCCUUUCAUUCAAAAAUCCAUUCCUGCUUAUCUCCAAACAUGGUUAGUUCAGCAUUCUGUUUUUUUGUGGGCAGGGGUCUGUUUGUUUCACAUUGCUGUUGCUUUCAGUCAAGCUGACAAAGCACCCAAAAUAUAUAUAAAAGGAAUAUUCAUUAAAUUGCUUCUCCAUGUUUUUAAACUUAGCCUUUGGGGGAGGAAGCAAGAAUUUAGUGUGUGUAAUGUAGACGAACACUUUCCCACAAUCCCUGCUUGCUGUGAAUUAGAAAACAAGCUCCAAAGAUUUGUUCUGUUCUGUUUGGCCACACUUUUUUAUCAUGGGUCCAUAGAGAGUGAACUUUAGACUGCUGUGUAACGGGCGAGGAGGAGCGUGGGUCGUCAAGUAGUGACAUAAUAUCUGUGGAGUGUGAAACUCACCUGGAGAGAAACUCAUCUGCAAAACCAACAAUAAAAUAUUCAACUUUCCCCCCUGCUGGAUACUACAGGAGAACAUUGGGCUGUUGCCGCUGUAUUCAUUUCACAGAAAUGCAGGAAUAUAUAGCCCUGAGCUAACCUUGUGUUCUUGUCAGGUCUUCCAAGGGAUCACCCAGAAAGCUACCACUCCUUCAUGUGGAACAACUUCUUCAAGCACAUUGACAUCUCCUCUGAAAACACACACAUUCUGGAUGGAAAUGCAGCUAACCUAGAAGCAGAGUGUGAGGCUUUUGAAAGAAAAAUCAAAGAGGCUGGAGGAAUCGAACUCUUUGUUGGAGGUGAACAUUGAGAGGGGGCAAGGUCUGAACAUGCGUGGCCAUCCCUCAGUGACUUGCAGGUGGUGAAAUGACCUUCGUAGAUCAGCAAAUUGCCACAACGGCUUUUUGUGUCUACCUCAGAGCAUGUGCUUUGUAGCGAAAGCAGUUCAUUUUAUGCUGCAAACCAGAGUGAUGAACCAUCAAGGGAUAAGAUACCAAGUGGUGUACACACAUGUACGGAAGAGGCAGAUAGUGUCAGUUAACUGAAGACUGCUGUAGCAAUCUAGUUUCAUUAUUUCUGCUUACCCUGUAGAUAAAGCCAUUCCUUUUUUUUAGUGACUUUGUCAGGUCCUGGGAUAUUGGAGAAGAUGCUUUUCCUAAAUGUUUAUCAGGGGCAAGUAAAUUUUCACAGGAUGGUUUAUGAGCUAAAGCCGACUUGCAACUUCCAUGUUAAGUUUUCUUGAGCCCAAUAAGCACCUAAUCCUGAAUCACUUUCUUGUAUUCUUGAUGUUUCCUUUCUUUUCGCUAGAUUCUAAACGUGAACUGUCUCCAUUACAGGUAUUGGCCCAGAUGGUCAUAUUGCCUUCAAUGAGCCAGGCUCAAGCCUGGUGUCUAGAACCAGAGUCAAGACCUUAGCUAUGGACACGAUAUUGGCUAAUGCCAGAUUCUUUGAUGGAGACCUCUCCAAAGUGCCCACAAUGGCACUUACAGUUGGAGUGGGUACAGUCAUGGAUGCCAGAGAGGUUAGCACAACAGUACCUUAAUUUCAGGGAUAGGGAACCUGUGGCCUCCGGAAGUUGCUGGACUACCAGUUUCUAUCAUCCAUAUUAGCAAUACUGACGGGGGCUGAUGGUAGUUGGAAUCUUAGAGUGGAAAUCAACGUCACACUGACUAUGAUGAAUAUUCCAAUGUUGAUAGCUCUAGUUGCUACUUUGCUGUCUCUGCCCCUUUUUGGCAGACACUCUCAAAUAUUGGUAGUAUCCUCUAACUUUUGUGCCUUACUUUAUUUGUAAAAUGUUGGUUUUCUAAAUCACGUCCCUCUCUUAUCUCCUUCUCCACCCUAAAAUCUGUACAUAUUAGAGAGUAGCAAGGAACAUUUUUCUUAUCUCGGAAGGUGACAAAAGCCCUAAGCCUAACCGUGUUCCCUGUUGUGUCUUACAAUUCAGGUUAUGAUUCUAAUCACAGGAGCCCAUAAGGCAUUUGCUUUGUACAAGGCUAUUGAGGAAGGAGUAAAUCACAUGUGGACAGUAUCUGCCUUUCAGCAACAUCCCCGCACUGUCUUUGUAUGCGAUGAAGAUGCCACGCUGGAACUUAAAGUAAAAACUGUGAAGUACUUUCAAGGUAAGAAGCUUGGUAAUGAGGACGAGAGACGGUCACCUUGUGUGUAAACAGCCGUUAAAACACGGAAGUGAAAUAUGGUAACUCAAAAGGACUUUACAAGAACUCCCCCUGGGUUGCUAAGUACUGCUCACUGCUCACCUGUUUUAUCUUUUGGGAGCCUUAAAUACAAGGAGAAUCUUCUGAGACCAUAACAUGCAAUGCAGGUUUGGGUACAAUCUCCAAUUUGCAAAGCUAUUACCUCACUGGGGAGUCACUAAUUAUUUUCCCUUUACUUGCUGCUACUCUUUUUUAGAAAUGUUGAGGAGUGCAGCUUAUAGUUUUUAAAGCUCUAAGUGGUGUACAGUAUACUACUCUGAACUGAAAACAUUUCAACUGGUAACCACACCAAGCUAUUUUAGUAGUGACUGUAAGUUUAGGCAGAAUGUGAAAUAUUUCCUUUGAAGCUACUGCCAGUUUUAUUGAGGGACUCCUCUAAUAUCUGCAUUAGAACUAAGUGUCUGCUGUUUUGUAUCAAUUAAUUCAGGUUUGAUGCUUGUUCACAAUAAACUUGUGGAUCCACUAUACAGUAUGAAAGAAAUGGGAGGAGAAAAAAGGCAGUCCAAGAAGCCAUAUAGUGACUAG